Molecule: messenger RNA, 798 nt
Organism: Meloidogyne enterolobii
Lineage: Eukaryota; Metazoa; Nematoda; Chromadorea; Rhabditida; Meloidogynidae
Source: the annotation of a GenBank genome assembly
AUGGCUGCCAAACAUUAUGUUAAUUAUACGGGAGCAGCACUACGAAUACGAAGAGUAAACAAAGGCCGAGGAAAUUUUGAGGGAAAGAUACGAGAAAAUCGCUUCAAAAAGUGUGCGCAGAUUUUGCAGCAUCAGAUCACUAGAGACGGUAAAAGGCAUUUGUUUAACGCUCGUUGCCAAAAUUUCUGUUUACCCUGGGCUGUAUAUUGUGCUGACCACAUUGCUUAUAGUGUGACACAACAACUAUUUGCUUAUUGCAAGUGGCGAUUUUGUAAUGUUGCUGUACCAGCCACGGAUGCUCUACUCUUUGAGGGAUUUUGCAGGCGCCAUUACUUGGAAAAACAAAAGAUGUCACAGAAUUUAAAUUCUGGCCAUUCAAAUCAGGUAGUUAUUCUUUCGUUUCUAUUGUAUUACAUUUUCGAUUUCAAGGACGCGCCCACACAAUUUAUGAGAAGAGAACUAUCCGGAUCAGUCUUAAUUGCAAGAAAUUUAUGUGAAAAUCCACCAACGGGAACGUUUCCGGUUGUUGAUGGUGACGUCUCGCUGGCAUCAGUUGCUAAAGAUCUAGGAUUCGAUGGUCGCGAACUCACGGAUAUGCUUGAGAGGUUGCCCGUCGAAGAAGCAUUUGAAGGUGAAAUGGAACCUGAUGACGAGAAUUUUCUAAACGGCGUGAACAAAGAUGAUUCUGAUGAAGUACCUCCUGGAAUUAGCUUGGGACACAGUUGGGCAGACGUGGAACAAUUUUUGUUGGAACAAGAACAACAGUCAAUAUCUGACGAGUCCACCCCUCAGUUUUGA